This is a messenger RNA of Betta splendens (Siamese fighting fish), 1902 nucleotides long. RefSeq names its product prenyl (decaprenyl) diphosphate synthase, subunit 1 (gene pdss1). The record is from RefSeq and is a predicted model, not a curated record. The coding region runs from base 505 to 1323 and encodes 272 amino acids. Gene Ontology annotation, biological process: isoprenoid biosynthetic process; ubiquinone biosynthetic process. The transcript is spliced from 11 exons. Gene Ontology annotation, molecular function: prenyltransferase activity. NCBI's taxonomy places the organism in Eukaryota, Metazoa, Chordata, Actinopteri, Anabantiformes, Osphronemidae. Gene Ontology annotation, cellular component: mitochondrion; transferase complex.
UCAAACCACCGCGGAAGGUCACACGCACCGCACCGCACCGCGCCGCUGUAUGGUCCAGUACGGUCCAGUUCAACUCCAUGGAAUUAUGAACACUACGCGUUGAUUUUUCUGUGCGCGUUUUAAUAUUUCCCUAAAGGGACUAAUGCGGCUCUGAGACCUGGAGCCGGCUCCUCGUGCGUAAAGGUCACGAUGUCUUCCUGAUGUUUCCGGAGGCAGCUGUCUGCACUACAAACCCAGAAAACACAGGACCCCUUAAACCUAAAGUCAUCUGUCACCAGACACAAAUCUCGGCUGCUGUGUCCCACAUUACGAUCCUGCUCCUGCAGAACGGCGCACAGUGACGCAAAGCUAAAAGAUCCGUUCACGUUGGCGCAGAAAGACCUAACAAGUUUGUACGAUGACAUCAAAAAGGAGCUGUUUGUAUCCAAAGAGGAGCUGAAGUCACUGUGUGACUACUAUUUUGAUGGCAAAGGCAAAGCAAUUCGACCGCUGAUAGUUGUGCUGAUGGCCCGGGCCCUCAACAUACACAGCAACAAAGCCGGAGAUUUGCUUCCGGGCCAGAGGGCCAUCGCUAUGAUCUCUGAAAUGAUCCACACUGCCAGCCUGGUUCAUGACGACGUCAUAGAUGGGUCGGAUAAACGAAGGGGAAAGAGAACCAUCAAUGAAGUGUGGGGUGAAAGAAAGGCUAUCUUGGCAGGUGAUUUCAUUCUCUCGGCUGCCUCCAUGGCCUUGGCUCGCAUUGGUGACAUCGCCGUUGUAAAGGUCUUGUCCCAGGUGAUAGAGGACCUGGUGCGAGGUGAAUUCAUGCAGCUGGGCUCCAAAGAGAACGAGAACGAAAGAUUCAAGCACUACCUCGAGAAAACCUUCAAGAAGACUGCGAGUCUCAUAGCAAACAGUUGUAAAGCAGUUUCAAUUCUGGUCAAUUCUGAUCCUGACGUUCAUGAAAUAGCCUACCAGUAUGGGAAGAAUGUCGGCAUCGCCUUUCAGCUGGUGGAUGAUGUUUUAGACUUCACAUCCGGAGCCAGUCAGUUGGGGAAGCCUUCUGCUGCAGAUCUCAAAUUGGGUUUGGCCACUGGACCAGUGCUUUUUGCUUGUCAGCAGUUUCCAGAGCUUCAUGCAAUGAUCAUGAGACGAUUCAGCUCUAAUGGAGAUGUGGAUCGAGCCUGGCAGUACGUCCUACAGAGCGAUGGUGUGCAACAGACCAACUACCUGGCUCAGCGCUACUGUCAGGAAGCAAUCAGGCAGAUCAGUCAACUCCAGCCGUCCCCGGAGAGAGACGCCCUCAUCAGGAUCACAGAGAUGGUGCUUACCAGAGACAAGUGAACCUCUUCAGGCAGCUGCGUGUGGAAAGGCACGUCACCCCCCCCGGUUCAUUGUGAAAGCUGGGGUCACGAAAAAGAUGGCGAGAGAAGCGAGUUUGGCUACUAAAGAACCCUGGUGAAGAUUUUCAUGCCAUGUCUGGAUGAACAAACUUGUUUGUCUGGAGUUUAAACGGCAAGGAGAUGUCUCUGAACAGAGACAAAAUCUGAACUAAAAUCCAGGACAUGCCAAUCUGACGUGUGUGCAGAUGAUAUUCAAAAAUCCUGAGUUUGAUUUGGAAAAGAAUUGUGCAUUGUAUUUGAAACAUUUUUUUACAUACAGUACUGAAUUUGCCUCCCAUGCCUCCAACUGUAAGUAAACGGUACACACUAGUCCUGAGCUGCAGAGGUGUGUAACAAUGUAACUCACAACGAGGUGGAAAUGCUUUGUCAGCAGCGUGAGUCUCAAGCUUUUAUGAGAUCCGUCCACAACUCAAAGGCCAAACUUGUUUAAUGAGGUAACUUGUGUAAUAUGCAAAGUGCUGUCUUACAACCAAGGCCUUAACAUCUGCAACUACUGUGCUUAAUAAACAUUUUUUAUUGA